CUGACGCAGAACAUCACCGCGCAAAUACACCACGCUUGUGAAUUUUUGCAUGUCAGGAGCGGAGGAUCCUGUCGCCGGUCAACGGCCGCUUUUCAUCUUUUGUCUCUUUGAUUCAUAACGCAUAAAUCAGAGGCAUGUGGAAUCGGAUCAGGAUUAGGAAUUGUCUCCCAGUAGCGUGCCUGCUGUUAAUGAUAUGGACGAAGGUGUCCCAGUCCUCUGGCUAUUUCGAGCUGCAGCUGAUUGCCGUAGAAAAUGUAAACGGUGAGUUGUGGGACGGGGAAUGUUGCGACGGCACGCGGAACUCCCAAGACCAGCGCUGCGUGCGGGACGAGUGCGACACUUACUUUAAAGUGUGUCUGAAGGAGUACCAGUCUGAAGUCACCACCAAUGGACCAUGCACCUUCGGCUCUGGAUCUACGGACGUACUCGGUGGAAAUAUAUUUUCUUUUAAGAACGCCAGGAACAACCCUAACAAGAUGAGCGAUGCGGGAAAGAUCGUCAUUCCCUUUCACUUCGCCUGGCCGCGAUCCUACACACUCAUCUUGGAAGCCUGGGACUGGGACAACUCCACUCAAAACACCGGUGAAGAGAAUUUGAUCGAGCGGAACACACAUGCAAGUAUGGUGAACCCAGGCGACCACUGGCAGUCCAUCGACCAUCAUGGCACCACAGCCCACAUUGAGUACCGCAUCCGGGUCAAGUGUGACGAGAACUACUAUGGCAGUAAGUGCAACAAACAAUGCCGGCCACGGGACGAUUACUUCGGCCACUUCCGCUGCGAUCCAUCUGGGAAUAUUUUAUGUCUAGAAGGCUGGAUGGGACAAGACUGCCGAACUGCGAUCUGCAAGCAAGGCUGUAAUCUGAUUCAUGGAGGCUGUUCGGUGCCUGGAGAAUGCAAGUGCAACUAUGGUUGGCAGGGCCAGUUUUGUGACGAGUGUCUCCCGUACCCUGGCUGCGUCCACGGAACCUGUGUUAUGCCCUGGCAGUGCACUUGUGAGAAGAACUGGGGUGGCCUUCUGUGCGAUAAAGAUCUGAACUUUUGCGGCACACACCAUCCCUGUGUCAAUGGAGGAACCUGCAUGAACUCUGAACCAGAUGAAUACAACUGUGCCUGUCCUGAAGGUUACUCUGGCAAGAACUGUGAAAUAGCUGAGCAUGCCUGUGUAUCCAACCCCUGUGCGAAUGGAGGCACCUGUCAUGAAGUCCUCUCAGGUUUUGAGUGCCAGUGUCCACCAGGCUGGGAGGGACCCACCUGUGCUAAAGACAUGGAUGAAUGUGCCUCCAGCCCGUGUGCACAAGGCGGAACAUGUAUCGACCUGGAAAAUGGCUUCGAAUGCGUCUGCCCUUCUCAGUGGGUUGGAAAGACCUGUCAAAUCGAUGCAAAUGAGUGUAUGGGGAAGCCUUGUGUAAAUGCUAACUCUUGCAAAAACAUGAUUGGUGGAUAUCACUGUGACUGCUUUCAAGGAUGGGCCGGACAGAACUGUGACAUCAAUCUCAAUGGCUGCCAUGGGCAGUGCCAGAAUGGAGCAACAUGCAAGGAGAUGGUGCACAAAGGUUAUCACUGUCAGUGUCCUCCAGGCUUUGUGGGUUUGCACUGUGAAGUCUCAAGGAACAAAUGUGCCAGUGGGCCAUGUCAGAACGGCGGCCGUUGCCAUGUCAUUUUGGACAGCUUUGUUUGUGAAUGCCCGUCAAACUUUGCAGGGAUGCUCUGUGAGGUGGAGAGCCUCUCUCACCCGAUCCCCUGUGAGCCAAACCCUUGUCAGAAUAAGGCAUCAUGCUACAGCUUGCCGGGUGAUUUCUACUGCGCCUGUUCAGAAGACUACGAGGGCAAAACCUGUGAAAACCACAAGGACCACUGCAAAACAACACCUUGCCAAGUGAUUGACAGCUGUACAAUUUCUGUGGCGAGUAACGGCUCAGACGGUGGUGUGAGACACAUCAGCUCUAAUGUGUGUGGUCCCCAUGGGCACUGUAUCAGCCAGCCAGGUGGCAACUUCACCUGCUCCUGUGAUCCCGGCUUCACCGGAACCUACUGCCACGAGAAUGUUAAUGACUGUGUGAGCAGUCCAUGUCGCAAUGGAGGUACCUGCAUUGAUGGGGUUACAUCUUUCCAGUGCUUUUGUCCGGAUGGCUGGGAGGGUGACCUUUGCGACCUCAAUGUGAACGAGUGUAGUCGAAGCCCUUGUAAGAAUGGCGGCCACUGUGUUGACCUAGUAAAUGACUUUUACUGUGAAUGUGCCAAUGGCUGGAAAGGCAAGACCUGUCAUUCUAGUGAAAGUCAAUGUGAUGCAAGCACUUGCAGUAAUGGAGGGACUUGCUAUGACCAUGGAGACAGCUUCCACUGCGCCUGCCCACCUGGAUGGGGAGGAAGCGCAUGCAACAUGGCAAAAAACAGCACAUGCGCAUCUAGCCCUUGCCUGAACGGAGGAACGUGUGUGGGUGGUGGUGACACGUUCACCUGCAUCUGUAAAGACGGCUGGGAAGGGCCCACCUGCGCUCAGAACACCAACGACUGCAACCCUCACCCCUGUUACAAUGGUGGAAUCUGUGUGGACGGGGUGAACUGGUUCCGCUGUGAAUGUGCCCCUGGUUUUGCCGGACCUGACUGCCGUAUUAACAUUGAUGAGUGCCAGUCAUCACCCUGUGCCUAUGGUGCCACCUGUGUAGAUGAGAUCAAUGGCUUCCGCUGUGUCUGCCCCCUUGGUCGCACUGGACCUCGAUGUCAAGACUUCAUUGGCAUCGGGAAGACGUGUCACUAUGCUGGACUUCAGUUCCCGCACGGCAGCCGCUGGGAGGAAGAAUGCAACACUUGUCAAUGUGUCAACGGAAAAGUGGACUGCACCAAGGUGGUGUGUGGCCGUCGGCCAUGUCUGAUGCCAGGAGCGCCAGGGCUAGAGCUUCACUACUGCCCAGGAGGUCGUGAAUGCCAAGAGCAUAACUUCCUGACCUGCCUCUCUCCCCCUUGUCAGCAGUGGGGUUUCUGCUCCAGCCCUGAAGCUGCCCCAAACCUACAAACCAAAUGUGAGCCCAACACAGUCUAUCUGGAUAAAACCUGUGCUCGCAUCACCCUUAUAUUCAACAGGGACAAACUACCCACUGGAACAACUGUGGAGAACGUCUGCGCAGAGCUGCGGUAUAUGCCCUCCACACGUAGCCUGGCAAAAGAGCACAAACUGUUGGUUCUUUGCGACCUCUCCUACAAAAACCAGGAUGCCGUAGAGGUGGCCAUUUCAUUCCAACAGGAUGAAGGACAGCAGCCAGAGCACAGUCAGAUCCAGGAGGCAGCUAGUACCAUCGUCAGCACUCUGUCUAAACGACACAACAGCACUGUCAUGCUUUCCGUCGUCGAGGUCAAAGUGGAGAUGCCGGUCAUGUCCCAGCCAGUGGACUACCUGGUGCCCAUGCUGUGUGUCAUCCUGUGUGUGCUCUGGGUCUUCUGCAUCAUCGUCUGCGUGUGGUGGACCCGUAAGCGGCGAAAAGAGCGUGAGAGGAGGGAACGCGUGCCUACAGAGGAGAGCGUCAACAAUCAGUGGGAACAACUGAGGCCAGUGUUGCAGCCGCAACACAAGGACAACCAGGAUGCGCAGUACGAGCGCACCAAGCUCAUGGGCUCCCCGGAUCGGACAUGCAACAUCGGGGAGGACGAGGAGGAGAUGGAGGAAGAAGAGCUGGAGCUUAUGGAAGAGUGGUGCAGGACGGAAGGGUGCAAGCGUCCCAUCCAAAAGUACUCUAAGGCUGCAGUGCAGACCAAGAACGAGCUGAUCUGCACUAUGUGGAGCAGCGACGGCUGCAGCCCCUCCCUCAAAAAACCGUACUGGACAGGCUUCAGCCCCAAAGACAACAACUGUAAAAAUGUAAAUAAUGCCACCACCGGCCUAGAGCACAAGGAGCAUUGUGUAUGAGCCUCUGCCAGUGGACAGAGCAGGAUGAUGAGACAGAUGCCAUCUCAGAAACGAAGACUGAGUUUUCCCCAUUUGUUAAUUUUAUUUUCAACUUUGUGAUGUUUUGAGGCUGAAUGGCGAAGUGGCCAAUUUCUUUCCUUCAUGUUUUUUUUUAUGUACAGAGGAAGCAAAAUUAUAUUUCUUUAUAAAGGAGGCAGAGAGAAGCCUCGAUUUGUGUUUUUGAAAAUGACUGCUGGAAUAAAGAGCAGGACUAAAUAACUCUUAAAACAAGAGAGAAAUCAUAUAGACUUUUUGUUGUUGUUUACAAAAUGUUUUUUUUUUUUUUUUUUUGUGAGUGGCCCAGUUUUGGUGCAGACCAUGUGUGGGGACAUCCAACGGGGAACACUGGCUUUGGGGGUCCCUGUUUUUGCCCCAUUCCACCUGUUCUCCUUCUACGCCUGCCUUACCAAGCUCAUUGUCCAUGAGGAGGGCUAGAGUGCCUAUAAAGUGGCCUUGUUUUUUCUGUCAUUUCUGUUAUAUUGGCUGAAUGCUCUUUAAAAAAUCGAUUGCAGUAUUUCGAGUCGGUCUCAAGUGCCUUCAGACAAGCCUCUCGGUUUUCAAAGUCUUACCGUCACGGUAGACCCGAUAGAUCACUACAAAGGGGAGAGGCUGGUCUUAAGAGCAGCUCCCAUAUCACCAUCAAGGUAUUUGAAUUAAGAAUUCUGUAAAUAUGUGUAUAUAAUAAAGGAUUCGCUGUGUAUAUUUGAAUUUAGUAACUUAAGUCACUUUUUUUUAAUUAUUAUUAUGUUUGAAAUUAUUAUGAUUAUUAUUGUUUUUGAUUUUUUAUUAUUAUUAUUUGUUUUACAACACUCCUUUUUUCCAUUCCUUUUAUUUAUGCCAGUUGACAUGGCAGGUUUUGUAAUAUGUAUACAGCAUCCCACAGUCAGAACACAAAUAUAAUCAGAGAUCAUCCUAUUAUGAUGUUGGUUUUGUUUUCAUGUUGCAAGACAAGUUUAAGAUUGUGUGCUGUAUUUUGGUGUGUGUGUGUGUGUGUGUGUGUGUGUGUGUGUGUGUGUGUGUGUGUGUGUGUGUGUGUGUGUGUGUGUGUGUGUGUGUGUGUGUGUGUGUGUGCCUGCCUCCUUGAAGAUCCCGAUUCCUUUUUCACACCCAUUUUCAUACAACCUGUAGAAAGUCAUUGCUUAAGGUCUGCUGGUCGAUGUUGCUUGUAAAGAUGCAGAUCUGUCAAAUUAUGUCCAAAUGUUUUCUCCUGCUUUUUGAAGCUUCAUGAAGGGAACUAUUUUGUUGGAAAGCUUUUGUUUUUGAGGUACCAGCUCAAAGAAAUGGAUUACAUCAGAAAUGACUGGCUAUGAUUUGAUUUCUUUCAUCAGCGUUAGUUUUUCGUAUGUGGGAUAAUGCAGAGUUUAAAGGGUUAGUUCACCCAAACAAAAAAGCAUCCCCUUUUGUGUUCCACACAAGAAAGUCAUACGGGUUUGAAACAACGUACAUUAAUGAUGACAGAAUUUUCAUUUGUGGGUGAUCUAUCUCUUUAAAACUGUUCCUUGACAAUUGGUUAAAAAUCAAGUAAUCAAAAGAGAUUAUUAAGCAAGUAAAGUUUAAUAUCCGUUAUGGAAGGGAAUGGGGUGGAGCUUGAGAAGAGGUUUUUGUUUUGUUCUUUAAGAGAAAUAAUGUAAUUUUUUGUACAGAAGAAUUGCUCUGAAAAAUGUUAUUUGGUUCAUUUAGUGGAAUUUAUGUUUGUUCUUAGAAAUAAAUCAAACUAUUUAUUAAAGCAUUUUAUAACAAUAUGCUCAAGAAAACAACUGUGUGCUGGUAUUUAGUACAGAAACAGGCGCAAUCCUUCAUCAUAUUUCCAAAAAAUUAAAUAAUCCUUCCAUGUCUUGAGGUGAGGAUGACAUCAGAUCGAUACAGGAACUCUUCCAGCCAAGAUGUCACUGACAGAAAUCAGCCAAUAGUAACAGGUCUCCUGUUCUCGGCUAAUUGCUGGCUGGCCAAUGGAUGACUGUUCUCUCAUGGUUUCAUCUGGUCAGAAUGUUUUAUGGGGAGACAUUUAAUGAUGCAGUGAGUUUGUGUUAUGGUUUUGUCCCAUAAGUACCAACCUCUAAUGGGAGUACAGAGUCAUGUUUCUUUUUGAACUUGGGUCAUGCAAGUAAAGUGAGGAAAUAAGACUUUGUAAGAUUUUGAUAAGACUUUGUGAAUGAAACUGGAAAACGAAUCGGUUACCUAACGUAACCUCGGUUCUCUCUAGACGAGGGAACGAGUAUUGCGUAAGCUAGCUUACGCUACGG
Molecule: messenger RNA, 6184 nt
Organism: Xyrauchen texanus (razorback sucker)
Lineage: Eukaryota; Metazoa; Chordata; Actinopteri; Cypriniformes; Catostomidae
Gene: jag2b
Product: jagged canonical Notch ligand 2b
Exons: 26
Coding region: 135-3902 (1255 amino acids)
Biological process (GO): multicellular organism development; Notch signaling pathway; establishment or maintenance of epithelial cell apical/basal polarity
Cellular component (GO): protein-containing complex; plasma membrane
Molecular function (GO): calcium ion binding; Notch binding
Source: RefSeq, a predicted model, not a curated record